Messenger RNA from Ooceraea biroi (clonal raider ant), 1289 nucleotides. Its product is annotated as Adenosine deaminase, tRNA-specific 1. Gene Ontology annotation, molecular function: adenosine deaminase activity; tRNA-specific adenosine deaminase activity; RNA binding. The record is from RefSeq and is a predicted model, not a curated record. Lineage: Eukaryota; Metazoa; Arthropoda; Insecta; Hymenoptera; Formicidae. Gene Ontology annotation, biological process: tRNA processing.
CAGAAAUAGAAUUAUAAACAGUGAGCGAUGGAGGACAGUGCACUUGCAGACAGUAUAGCUAGGCUUUGCAUAGAAAAAUAUAAUUUUCUAAAGAAGACUGGUAAACCUAGCGUUCAUGAGUGGACCGUGUUAUCUGGUAUCAUUUUGCAAAACGCUGAUGGCUCGUUAUGUCUGGUGGCACUCGCUACUGGGACAAAAUGCUUAGGAGAAUCAGAAUUAAUAAACAGCACUCCAGAAGAGAGGGGCUCUCGAUUAAGCGAUUCUCAUGCGGAGGUGUUAGCCAGGCGCGCAUUUGUACGCUACUUGUACGAUCAGAUUGACAUGGCUCUGAGUGGUUCUGGGAGUGCAGUUUUCUCACGGAACAGCAAAAAUAAAAUAGAAUUAAACAGCGACAUUUCCUUCCACUUUUUCUCAAGUCAGACGCCUUGUGGCGAUUGCUCCAUUUUUCCCAAAGAAGAAACGUGUAACGAUGCACCUCCAUCGAAGAUCAGACGGAUCGAUGAGGAUAUUAAUGGAUGUAUAAUCGCCGAAUCGUACAAAGAUAUAUACAGGACAGGGGCGAAAUGUGUUAAAGAAGAGGAGACACGAGAUCCUCACUUACCCGGCGUCAAUUAUCACAUUGUGGGUCCUUUGCGCACUAAACCAGGCAGAGGGGAUCCUACAAGCAGUUUGUCUUGUUCUGAUAAGAUAGCAAGGUGGCUCGUUCUUGGUUUACAAGGAUCUCUUCUAUCGUUAUUGAUACCACCGAUAAAACUGGAGAGCAUUACGAUUGGAGGUGACUGUCCUUUCUCUUUGGACGCGAUGGAACGUGGACUGUACAAAAGAUUCAACAGUGAGACAGAUAAACCCAACAUUUUUCAAGCUAAAAUCGCCUUUGUGCACAAGAAGGGAGAAGAGAGAUCGCAUCCCUGUCCAGCAAGUAUCAUAUGGUGCGCCGUGAGAAACAGCACAUUAGAAGUGGCAGUUGCAGGCAGAAAACAGGGAGCAACGAAAAAGAGAAAAGGCAGUAGCUUGCUCGUAAGUAGACAAAUGCUCUUGCAAGCCUUCCUGCAAAUCUUGGACAAAUAUCAGGAUUAUCGCAAUGAAAUAAGACACCCCAAAAAAAUCAUGUAUUACGACUGGAAGCAAUGGUCAAUAGUUUAUACAGAUAAAUGGGAACGAUUGAAACUUGAGUUAUUCCGUAACUGGCCACGUAAAUCGAUGCAUUCGCGAAAUUUUUCUCUGAUAUGAUACUUUUAAGCAUAUUUUAUAUUGUAAAUAAAUAAAUAAAUCGCUGUUAUUGUACUAUA